AUGUCAUCACCCUCUUCCCCAUUCUCCAUCGAUGCCUCCCAGUCGCCAGCCUCGCCGAACAGCCCACGCAGUGCGUUCCCGCUCCCACCACAGGACUUAGCGUCGCGAAACCCUUCCGGCAGAUACAGACCAAGAAGAGGCAGUUCGGCCAGCACGUUAUCGAUCAGCUCGAUAGGUGGUAGCUUAGACUUGCAAGGCAGGAGAGGAAGCACUGUCCGGGAGACAAGCCAGAAUGCUAUAUCGACACUCAUCCAGCCGCCGAUUGUCAGGACAGGUCUCUUACCGCAUACGCAGGCGACAGCGGCAGCAUCGGGCUAUAGGGCGCCGACCACGAGGGACAUCCCACCGGUGACACUAACCAAUGUGCCUCGUGUGCCUCCUGAGAGCUUUCGCGACUACCUCAAUCGAAUUGGUCCGCUGUUUGAGAGCUGCCAGCGAGGUCGGGCAGAGCCGGAGCAGUCUCAAUGGCUGAAGAAGGACAAGGAGCUAGAGAAGACAGACCGUUUCCAGGAAGCGCUGGAGAGGAGGAUUAGCAAGGACACCUCGGCACCACCAACACCUACCAUUGCACGGCAAGGCUCGGUUAGUGCUAUAUCGCCUGUGGAGACGCCUGGACAGCCACGAAGGAAAUCUUCCGCGCAGUAUCGACGGAACCGAAACGAGCCCACGCCUUUGUCCACCAUACCUAAUGUUUAUUUUGACGAAGACUUUCACCUAGAGAACCCACGAACCUUCGAUGUGGUUUCGGAACGUGCUGAGAUUGUCCGCCCUCCUCCCGGCGCGCACACCACCACAGAGAAAGCACCCAAUGGCACGACACUGCCACCACGAAAGGCUCUGGCCACGAAUGCGAUCCUGCAGGAGAAGCUCAGCUGGUACAUGGACACUGUAGAAGUGCACCUGAUCAAUAGCAUCAGCACGGCUAGUAGUGGCUUCUUUGCCGCGUUGGGCUCGUUGAAAGAGCUGCAGACAGAAGCCGAGGAAAGUGUAGCCAAGAUUCAGAGCUUGCGUGAAGAUCUGCGAAGAUUGGACAAGGAAGUGGCGGUGUCUGGGCUGGAAGUUGCUGCGAAGCGACGGAGAAGAGAGAAUGUGAGAAAGCUCGGGACAGCUACUGCGCAAGUGCAGAAUGUGGUAGAGACCGUGCGGAAAGCAGAUGAGCUUGUCGACGAAGGCGCAUAUGACGAAGCCUCGGACCAAAUGGACCGAGUCGGACGCCUGAUAUGCGGGCAGCAAGAGUCGGGGCAGGACGAUCAAGAGCUGAUAGACCUGCGGCGGCUCAAGGCACUGCAAGGACUGGAUUCCGGCUUGCAAGAGUUGCAGCUACGUAUAGGGACAGGCUUCGCUUCACGAUUCACCACGAUACUGAUGAAUGAUCUGCGACGGCACAUGGAGAAGGUAGCAUCGAGUGACACCCUGAAAAGAUGGUCGCGACAGAGGGGUGUCGCGCCGACCUAUAUGGAGACCAGUGACGACUUUCGAAAAGAACUCUUGACAGCAUUGAAGGGUCUGGAAAGAGCAGGGCAUACAGAACCAGCAUCCGCAGCGUACAGAGAAGCGGUGAAUAGGGAGAUGAAGUCUAUCAUCCGCAAGUUCUUGCCCAGCAGUAGCGACGAUGAUGCGGACAGUAUGGUAUCAACAUCGACGAGAGGUGGGAUCAGGCUGAGCCAACAGGAGAAGAGCAGCAUUCUCGCCCGUAACCUGCGUGCGCUCGAGCCAGAGGACGCAGAGAAACUGCUUGUUGGAGUGUACAGUUCGGUAGGAGAAGCGCUCCGAAGGGUAUCAACGCAGACGAAGGUCUUGCUGGACAUCACGAGCAGUAUGGACCCGCCCGAGCUAAAGUCAUCGUCAAGACCAUCGACUUCAGAUGGACAGCGACCCGAUGGAGCGCCACCUCCGCCACCAAAGGCUACAGUGCAAGAGAAGCUUUCCCAAGCAUUAGACAUGUCCAGCUUACUGGGUGUAGCUGUCGACACAGCCCAGACUCAGAUCACCAGGGUCUUGAAAGUGCGGAACGAGCAGUCUAUCAGACUACCGAAAGAGAUGUUCCUACGAUACUUCACAUUGAACCGCCUCUUUGCAGACGAAUGCGAAGCAGUGAGUGGUCGAGGUGGGAAUGUCCUGAAAGGCAUCAUUAACGCUCAGAUCUCGGGCUUCGUCCAAGUUUUAGGCACGUCAGAGACGGAGCGCAUUGCGAAACUGCUGGACAGCGACAACUGGAAUGCCACGGACUUCACCGAACAGCAGAAUGUCAUACUUCAACGAAUCCUUGCUGCCAUGAGUUCUGACCCUGCGGAAUGGUCUAAAGGUGCUGCACCUCUAUGGGAGGAGCCACAAGUCGGACCUCAUGCGAAUGGCACAGGAACAACAAAUGGCACAGAGACUUCAACCACCAACGGCACUGCCGCGAAGAGCCAGACCAAGCCAGCUUACAUCGACGACACGCGCUUCGUCCUUGUCGCCAGUGUCUCUUCAUUGCUUCCAACCAUCGACACUUUUCUCUCCCUGACAUCCGUGCUGCCAAGCAUGACGCCUCAGAUCAGUACUUCUUUGCUAGAAGUCCUCCGUAUGUUCGACUCACGCUCUCGUCAACUCAUCCUCGGCGCCGGCGCGACUCGAUCUGCAGGCCUGAAGAAUAUCACCACGAAGCACCUGGCACUCGCGUCGCAGGCCUUGAGCUUCAUCAUCGCCCUUGUGCCGUACAUGCGUGAGUGCGUGCGACGACAUAUAGCUGGUGGGCAAGGCGGCGUCCUAGCAGAGUUCGACAAGCUCAAGCGUGUCUAUCAGGAACACCAAAGUUCCCUACACGACAAGCUUGUAGACAUCAUGACAAGCCGAUCCCAGACCCAUGUCAAAGCCAUGCUUGCCAUCAACUUCGAUACAGCCACAAAUGCAGACGACAAGGCAUCACCCUACAUGGAGACUCUCACCAAAGAGACCUCUACCCUCAACCGCGUCCUCUCCAAGCACCUCGGCGAAAUAGACGUCAGCAUGAUCAUGCGCCAGAUCUUCAGCAGCUAUAAAGGUCAAUGGACGAAAGCUUUCGGGGAGGUGGACGUUAAGAGUGACAAGGGCGAGAAGCUGCUACUGAAGGAUGCUGAGGCUUUUGAGAGCAGGCUGGGGAAGAUCGAGGGCUUUGGUGAUAUUGGGAAGGAGGUUGUUGGUGUGGUAAAGGCUAAGGUAUCCGAUGAUGCGGAUGAGGAAGACAAGAAGAAGGUGGGAAUGAAUGGGAGUGAAGAGAAGGCGGAGAUGAUGUUUGAUGCGGAGGCGGCCAAUGAUGAUGAGGACGAGGCUGCGGAGGGGAAGGAUGAGAAGAAGUAG
Molecule: messenger RNA, 3318 nt
Organism: Fulvia fulva
Lineage: Eukaryota; Fungi; Ascomycota; Dothideomycetes; Mycosphaerellales; Mycosphaerellaceae
Product: Vacuolar protein sorting-associated protein 54
Exons: 1
Coding region: 1-3318 (1105 amino acids)
Biological process (GO): retrograde transport, endosome to Golgi; Golgi to vacuole transport
Cellular component (GO): GARP complex
Molecular function (GO): syntaxin binding
Source: RefSeq, a predicted model, not a curated record